AUGCGUAUCAUAUCAUCGUACGUGAUGGAUAGGUUGAGGAAAUUGUCGGAAGGAUAUAUGAUAGGAAAUGCUGGAGUGAAGAUUCGACUAACUAAAAAAGGGAUUAAUCAUGUGAAAACGGUUGGUGUUCGUCUACUGAACGAACAAAUCUCGCAACUAUCCGGCUACUCGACGCAAUUUACGAUCUCACAGCCAGGAAUUGAAGGUUACGUCAAUUUGAACAACGUACGAGUGUUGCAGUAUAAUCCACCACAGGUUUCCGUGGUAAACUUCCUUCCGCCUCGUUACGUUGUCUUUGGCCUGGAGAACAUGGAUAUUUCACUAACUGGAGCCUUUUAUGGCAAUGGUGGUCCAUUCCAAGUGGAUGGAUUCGUGGAUGGAAGCAUUCUUGGUAUGACUGUGGCGCUAACGGCUGAGUUCGCCACUACUGAUGAUGGUCUGAUGAGGGUUCAGACCGAUGCGUGCUCACUCGUUUUCAUCAGUGAUGUUGAGAAGUUGUGGGAGUUUUACGGUAUAGUACUAAGUGUGACGAUCAUAGGAAAUAGUAGAUUCGUCAAAGAUUUUGUAAGAGGUAUGUAUAUUGAUAACAAACACAUAGAGGAUCCAAUAGUGACAAAUGAAUAUAUUGAAACUCAUCAAAGAGGUGAAAUUCGCUACAGUAGCAACAAUGAACCGACACCUUUCUAUCCAAAAGCAAUGUACACUGACAAUGACUCUGACCGUAUGCUCUAUUUUUAUGGAUCUGAUUUCUUAUUCAAUUCACUACUAUAUCACGCCUAUCAAACAAACAAACUCUCAAUAAAGCUAGACAAGAACAACCUCUCGAAAAAGUAUCGUGGAUUCGUAGCAACAACCUGCAAUGGAGGUGUAGCAGGAGGUGACUUUACGUCAUCAAUCUGCGUGGGAAAACUCAUUCCUCCAAUAGCUGCGACGUACCCAAAUACGACUACUUCAUUCGUACUUCUACCUCAUGGACUACCAGAUUUUCAAUUCAACGGUGAUGCCGGUGCCAUUAAGCUCUCGACUCGAAUUCUAACAUAUGUGGACGAUCAUGGACACGAUAAGCAAAUCAUGGUCUCAUCAGCGGAAGGACAAGCGGACAUAUUGCUAGCGGCACAAAACGGACGAUUAGGUGGCGAUCUUAAGCUGAACAGGCUCAACGUUCGCCUUCAUCGUUCUGCUCUUCCUGGCAUGGAUCCAUCAUCCAUAGAACAACUGACACCGUUAGCAAAAACAUUUAUUGGUCCACAACUAAGUCAAGCAUUGAAGAAAGGAGUGCCGUUUCCUCUUAAGGAUUCAAUCACAUUCGUCGAACCACAGUUGAAGACACGUGACGGCUACAUCGAAUUGGCCACCGACUUCAUUCUGAACGAAAACGCUUUGAGGAAGAAAAUACGAGAAACGUUCUCUGAUAUUGAUAUUUGA
Molecule: messenger RNA, 1425 nt
Organism: Necator americanus (New World hookworm)
Lineage: Eukaryota; Metazoa; Nematoda; Chromadorea; Rhabditida; Ancylostomatidae
Exons: 13
Coding region: 1-1425 (474 amino acids)
Molecular function (GO): lipid binding
Source: RefSeq, a predicted model, not a curated record